GGGGUGUACGAGGCGGUAUCAGGCCGCCCCUACGGGCCGACGGAUAGUAGUGUAGUCAACGCGUCACGCUACCCCUGCAGCUACUCGCCGUUGAUUCUCCUGUUGUUACUACAUACUGCAGUGUGUCGUCGCGACGCCCGUACGCCGGUCCGUCGCGCGCCAAUAUUAUAGGUACGAACAUACCUUACAUUCUCGUGCCGCGGUCUACGCGGUGAAAAAUAGUUGAUAUACCAACAGCGGAACAAAUUGACUACGCGACGAAGCGACGAAUCCGUCGGAUAUAUGGAUUUGUCUUUGUUUAUACAUUUUUAUUACAGUUUACAAAAACGCGUUUCUAUGCAUCUCGUUUCGUGUUGGCUUUUUUAAGUUACUUCGUUCUCGUAAUACAGUUAUCAUCGUUGUUAUUGUUAUUAUUGUUAUCAACGUCGCCACGUGUUCAAUGUCAGUUCGUUUCACGAACUUUGCGUUGCGCGCGUUUCGCGAAUUUGUAAGGUACAUAUGUAUAGGUAUACUUGAAUCACCGCGUGUGUGUUUUUAGUAAGUAGUUUUUACACAGGGUAAAUCCGCCUGCAUUUAUGCAAUUUAGGGUGCGCUUUAUGUACCGAUCGACAUUUGCUUAGCGUGAGAACUUUCGGUUAAUGGUGAAAAAAGUGGACAAAUGACGAUCGGUAAAAUUUACUCUGAAUUGCACGAAUGCAGGCGAAUUCACCCUGCGUCAAAUACACGCGUAAGACGCAUACAUCUCUUCGAGACGACCCGAUAUUUGAAUACAUAUAUAAAAUGAAGCAAAGAUACCAGCGUUAUCACGGAUCGUGAGAUUUUUCGGUUUAUUAUAAUUUAUAAGGUAUGGAACCGCGAGUUCCGUAGUAAGACGUAUUUGUCGACUGUUUGUGUUCCGGUGAUAUUGUGGGUGUAUAUAAUUAAGUUCAGUUGUGUGUACAACUUUCAUCCCACCUCCGCAUGUUCUUCAAACAUGCCGACGAUGUAGCCGCUCCACCACGCAGCGUUCCGCUACGACUCACACGUACCUGUAUUACCGAUAUUCACACGUUACAUUUUAUACCUGUAGUGAACGAUUUUUAUCGUUAUUUACGAGUGCCUUGUAUUAUACGCAUACACUGUAUAUAUAGUAAGUGUCGCAGUCGUGCAGUGCAGUAUCCGUGUAUUUAUUUUCGUGGAUUAUUGUGUGCAAGAUCAUUAUCACGACAUGAGGGAUAUCGAGUUUCUGCAGAACUCGCUCAUCUUCGCUCGAAUCCCGAUGCUGCAGAAAUCGAUAACAAAACCGCAUGCAGUAGGAUGCAGGGUGAUGAGAUAAUACCGGUUGAAAUAUAUAACACAAGAAGAAAACGGAGAAGAAGACGAAGGAGAUCCGCGCGGUUAUAUUUACGAAUAAAUAAACCGCGAGGAUAGAAUUGAAGCGCAAGGGCGUAUAAUCGAGGAGAGAAAGACUGGCAAAAUUAUAAGACAAUGCUGAUGGCCGGCGGGGGCGGCAGUGCGGGUUCGAUUAUACCGACGAUAGCAGCGGCGGUUGAAUUGCAGGAAGAGGAAUAUGCCUGCAAUAGUGAGACUCACAGCGGUGCCGGACUGCAAUGCGAUGGGGCCGACGGUUACGUCACCGAUCACACGGAUCUUGGAUCGGAAAUCGAUAUCGACGAGUCCGAAUUCCGACGGGAGUUCCUCAAGGAUAGAUGGAGAAUGCUUUUCGACAAGUAUGAUCCGGAAGGCUUCGGCGAGAUUCCUCUCGACGAUUUCCUUGUCGCCCUAGACAGUCAAGAAUGGAGGGAGGAAGUCCCCGCGAAUAAGCGCGACAUUCUCAGAGCUCGAGUCAAGGAAUCGACGGUCGACGCGAUCACCUUUCAGGACUUCGUCAACGUGAUGAGUGGAAAGCGUAGCCGUAGUUUCAAAUGCGCCGUUCAUCAUCGCGACAGAGAAGUCUGUUCCGAAAACGAUUUUCAUCUGCUCGUUGACGAACCGCCUCUAUUCCAAAGGAUGGUACGCAUGAUCGGCGACGAAUUUCUCACCGAGGAAAGGGAUCGGAAAUACUACGCUGACCAUUACACGUGCUGUCCACCGCCCCUUUUCAUCAUCCUCAUCACCCUAGUCGAGCUCGGGUUUUUCACCUACUACACCGUCGCCAUGGGCGAGGUCAACCCCUCGGGUCCCGUUCCGAUCGACAGUGUCUUCAUAUACCGACCGGACAAACGUCUCGAGCUCUGGAGGUUCGCAUUCUACAUGUUCCUUCACGCUGGCUGGCUUCACCUGCUCUUCAACCUCGGGGUACAGGUGGUCGUCGGUCUUCCUCUGGAGAUGGUUCACGGCAGUUUCAGGAUAGCCGCCGUCUACAUGGCGGGCGUACUCGCCGGUUCUCUCGGCACGUCUGUAUUCGACACGGACGUUUAUCUCGUCGGGGCUAGUGGCGGUGUCUACGCUCUUCUUGCCGCUCAUCUUGCAAACGUUUUGCUCAACUACAAUAAUAUGGAGUUUGGAAUCGUCAGGCUGAUCGGGAUUUUCAUUAUCGCGAGCGCCGACGUCGGCUUUGCGAUAUACGACAGGUACGCCGCCGAGCAAAUGGGUCCGCCUGUGUCGUACGUUGCUCACCUUACGGGGGCGUUGGCGGGGCUGACGAUCGGCCUGUUGGUGUUGAAGAAUUUCGAGCAACGACUUCACGAGCAGUUGCUGUGGUGGGUCGCCCUCGGUGUUUACGCCGCCUGCACGAUAUUCGCGGUCAUGUACAACUUGAUGCACCCCGACUACCCCUGACGCGAGGUUAGCUUCGCUUACGGGCCACGUUUGCACCAUCAUCAUCAUCAUCACCAUGGUGCCGCUGCUGCCGCUGCUGUGACGAACACGUAACGCGAAGCUGUCCAUUACUGUUGUUUAUACUAUUGGACAAUAUUCAUCACGUAAUAAUCGGUCUUGUUAUACCUGUAAUUGCACAAGAACGCAAAUUCUCUCUCUCUCUCUCUCUCUCUCUCUCUCUCUCUCUCUCUCUCUCUCUCUCUCUCUCUCUCUCUCUCUCUCUCUCUCUCUCUCUCUAUCUCUCUUUCUCUCUCUCUGUCUAUCUCUCUCUAUGCCUAUAUAUCUAUCUAUCUCUCUGUUUCUCUGCCCUGGUUCGCAUCUUUGUGCAACGGAGAUACGCCAAAAACGAACGAAAAUAUUACGCCAAACGAGCGAGAAGAAGAAUAUUAUGAUAUAUACAUAUUAAUUAUGUCAAGAAAGAAUAAAAGCAAAAUAUAGAAGAUACUGCGUAAAAUGAACUGUGUAAGGAGGAAAAAUUAGAAACAAUAUUUGAAAACAAAAAAAAUCAACAAAAUGAACCAACGAUCGAGAGACUACUUUAUACGUAUGUACGUGUAUAAUGUGUAUAUUGAUAAUACAUCUCGGAACAAGAAAAUCAAACCAAAGAAAAAGAGUGUGUAAAAUGCGUGAGUUGUUUAAAAUAACCAUCAAUACACAUGUAUAUAUAUAUAUAUACGUAUAUAUACAUAUAUUUAUCGAAGAAUUCUUAUCUGUAUAAAUAUAUAUAAAUCUUCGAUAAAUUAAUUAAGUCAACUUCUCUCUCUGUUCACGGUUGUGAGGAAAAAGCUUUCACGUUCGCUAAGGUAUUUGUGUGACCGUUCAAAAUUUCUUGAGUAAUUUUUUCCAAGUCCUUUUUUCUACUAUUUGCCGUAAAAAAAAGUUGUAGUAACAAUGAUAAGAAUAAUAAUAAUAAUACCAUUGACGAUGAUACUAAUACUAAUAAUAAUAACAGUAAUAAUAAUAAUAAUACUCCAACCACCGUUUUAGUAAUUAUCGUUGGUAUUAGUUGACUAUUAUUAUCAUUAUUAUUACAAAUUCAGGGAGAAACAGAGAUAUUUGUAUUUAUGUACGAUGCGUACGAGUAUAUAUGUAUGUAUAAUACUAAAAGACUGAAUUCUAUGGCUAGUAUAUUGCGAAAACAAAAUAACAAAAUUGUGUACACGUACAAUAUAUCGUAUAAAUACCUCUUUCGUUCGAAAUAUGAUAGCGGUAAAUCAGUUUUCAAUAUCUUUAUUAUAUACUUAUUAUCAUUACUAUUAUUAUCAUUAUAUUAUUAUUAUCGUUCAUAUUAAUUUAUUGUCAAUUCUAUAAAGUGAACUGUCAUUUAUUUAUUUCAUCAUCUAUUUAAUCGUCUAUGUAAUAUAUGUUUAUAGCUAUACUGUAUACAUAACGAACGCUUAAUGAUACCAUGAUGAUAAUAAUAAUGAUAACAACGACACGCGUUGCUGUCGUGUAAUUAAUAGCUACAGUAUCGAAAGCUACACGUAUAUACAGGCGACACGUAUUAACAAUAAAUGUACACAUUUGAUACCGAUGUAUGUAUGAAUACGUAUGUAUAGAUAGGUUAAUAGACCGACAGUAUGUACGUAUAAUCAAGUGUAAAUAUCAUGUAUUAUAGCCUAGGAGUAUAAGGAACUAAAUAGAAAGAAUGUAAGAAAGAAGGUGGACGAAAGUUAUAUAAGUAGUUUAGUUUGUAAAUUGCGAUUACCAAAUUGCCGCCUAACCCCCUAACAAGUCGAGCAUAUAGGUAACGCUAAUUAACUAUUUAUGAAUAUAAAAUAUGUAUCACUAUAGUCUAUAUUAUCGCGUGAUGGUAAGUAAAAGCAGCGCAAUUGUUUGUUAAAUCAACGACAACAAUAACAACAAUAAUAAUAAUAGUAGCAAUAGUAACCGUCACUCAGUCUCUGAUUAACAAACUUCUCAGGAUGUCGAUUCACUAUAAUAUUAUUGUCGUUACCAUUAUUAAUGAUAUUAUCAUUUUUAUUGCUACUAUUCCUAUUAUCAUUCUACACCUUACGGUAAUCAUACUGAUUCGCGGUUAGACAAAUUUUUCCUCUUCCAGACUGAUCGUAUGCGUAAACAUUACCCCCAGUGAUAUUUUAUUUUUAUUUUAUUUCGGUUUCACUUCGCUAUUAGUCUUAUGUUUCCUGUCCGUUUUGUUCUUUCGUCUCACUUGAAAAUUAUCAUUAUAAUUGUUAUUAUUACAAUCGAUCAAAUAAUUUAUGUACAUAAAAAAAUAAGCCGCGGUCAGAGUAUACUUAUAAUUUCCUGUAAUAUUUUACUUUGUUAUCAGGAUUUGUUCGUCAUGUAGAAUCGAGAUGCAGUUGCAGGUGAUAAUUUAAAGUGACAAAUAUGAUAACCGAUAAUGUCAGAGAGAGUGAGAGAUAGAAAAAACAUGAAAGGAAACGAAAAUGGAAAAUUGAAACUCAACGAAUCUAGAGAUUGGCGUGUGAUGAACGAACGAUACUAGUCAGUUAAAUACCUGUUCUAUACGAAUGUAUUAUAAUAUAAUGGAAAAAGUGCGCAGCGUUUACACAAUUGUCAAAACACUAUAUGCAUAUCUAUGUAUAUAAAUAUAUACCCAUCGAUGAUGCACGCAUACUAUUAUAAUAAUUGAAUACGUAACACUAGCGUUUAUUGAUCAUUCUUACAUUACCACUCUUGCUACUGAUAGUAAUUUACGCGUCUCUGUGUAUAUUCAUAUACAUAAUAUAGUAUAGUUGUAUUAAAAACAAAAGUAAACAACUGCAGUCGAAAUAUGGGGCUAUAACAAGGCCCGUUAUGUUGAUUUUUUUAUUUUUUAUUAUAUUGUAUAGGAAAAAGAGAUAAGUCUUGUAUUAUAAUAAAUCAUAAUCGUACGUCACCGGUUGUCGUUAUAGUUGUUGUUAUUAUUAUUAUUAUUAUUAUUAUUAUAUAUUAUUUAUUUAUUCAAUCGAGAUACAACGAUCAUCUCAUUUUUCUUUCUUAUCCUCUCUCUCUCUCUCUCUCUCUC
Molecule: messenger RNA, 5791 nt
Organism: Neodiprion virginianus
Lineage: Eukaryota; Metazoa; Arthropoda; Insecta; Hymenoptera; Diprionidae
Gene: stet
Product: protein rhomboid
Exons: 10
Coding region: 1468-2760 (430 amino acids)
Cellular component (GO): membrane
Molecular function (GO): serine-type endopeptidase activity
Source: RefSeq, a predicted model, not a curated record